Messenger RNA from Aspergillus versicolor CBS 583.65, 1236 nucleotides. RefSeq lists its product as uncharacterized. NCBI's taxonomy places the organism in Eukaryota, Fungi, Ascomycota, Eurotiomycetes, Eurotiales, Aspergillaceae. The coding region runs from base 264 to 1052 and encodes 262 amino acids. The transcript has 3 exons. The record is from RefSeq and is a predicted model, not a curated record.
GCCUGGCUGUCCCUCUUUCUCUCUUGACGCCUUCGCAAGGCUCUGUGGUUCUUUCUCUUCUUAAUUUUCCCCUUCAGCUUGUUCGAUACCAAGUUUUGCUGCUGGCCAGCACCUUGAGCCUCUCUUUCCUUCCAUUUCAUUUCUUCUACUCAGUUGGGAGCAGGGAUUUCCUGAGAACAAACCCAGAUACCGUUAUAGUUCGCGUUAUAAAACUAAUAGUUGCAUUUCUUUUCCUCGUUUUCCUAUAAAGCACAGCCGCAACCAUGAUGGCCUCGUUGAAAGAGUCACUGGCUGGUCCAGGAUACGUGAUCCUCAACGCACUUCGGGUUAUAAACAUCAUCGUCUUCCUUGAUAUGAUCGCAGCCCAUGCGGUAAUGCUGGUCAAGAUUGACCUUCUGACCAGUUUCUUCUUUUUCGAAGCUGUUGGACAUGCCAUUGCAAUUGUCGUCAGCAUUUUCCUCAUAGUAUCAGAACUUCCAUUCUUCCGCGGGUUCUUCGACCGUCACUGGCCAUCCCUCGGCGAAGAUUCUGGAUUUAUCACACUAGCGUUUGCAAUGCUGAUACUUGGAAUUGGAGCAUUGGGCGACCUCAAUACAAAGGCUACAAGCCAAGAAGAGCUUGGGCUCACAUUUUGGAGAAUCAUCAUAUCAGCAGGAAUACUGGCUCUCGUUGUCAGUGCCUUGAAUGUUGUUGCGAACUUUGCUUUUGCAGACCGCGAUAUCGGUGUUAGUGCACGCCACGUCCGUGUCUACGGAGCCGUUGCUCCGCAUAAGGUUGCCUCGCGAACAUGCAGUCAACGAUCAUUCCGCCUCAGCACUAAGCGUGAAGACACAUUGCCUUCGUACAGUACAACAAGCCCUCCGCUCCGCCGCUCCUCAACGGCAGCGAGCAUGCCGCGCCUCCCCGUCAAAAUUUCUCCACCACUCAACCCGAUGCGCAUGCCCAGUGCAACUGAAUAUGCACCAUCGUCAAAGUACUCCCGGGAUUCAUCGGGGGUCACUAUGCCGGAUCUCGCUCACCAUCCGGCUAUGCAACAUCCCAACCAAAUCUAAUUGAGGGGUUUAACAAUGCAACCCAACCGAGUCUUCUACAACUACCGAAGCUGAGAGAAGUAAAAUAAAAAAGCGGCACUGGCCUAUCAGUUAUAUUAGCGAUGACAGUAUUAUUUUACGGGUUUUCGUUUAUUUCGUUGCAUGUUAUUGUCUCCAGAUAUCCCUUUUUAUUGCGGUUCUUGUU